GCGGCACGUUCGAGGCAUGCUUCUUUUGACGGCAUUGUUUGUUUUGGUUCUUGCUGCAUGCUAACUAGUGCGUUGACAUUUUAAUGUAGCAUUUUGCUGGUCGUGCCGCUCUGCUUCCAUCGCCUGAGCUCGCCAGAAACUCGAGAGGAUGGCCUCCUGCCCCGUGGAAAGCCCGCUUUCGAGCUAUGUCCUGCGGGUCAAGCGAAUGGAGCCAAACCUUCCAGACCCUGCGGCUCUGGAGCGAGAGCUGACGUCGCUCCGCACUGCCUUUAGCAGGACCAGGUUUCAGCUUCCCUUGCAGUGCACCGAGACCCCGACGAGGGCAUGCUGCCUCUUUGAGCGCCUAGACGCACUGAACGAGAUGCUCUGGUUCAUCGGUUUCGAAGUGAGCGAGGUUUCACCAGGGAGAAUUGCCAUUGGCCACCUGGAGGACGCCACUGUUACGGGCAAGAACUGUGACAAGGAUCCCAUCGAAUACGGAGCCAUCGUGUUGCACUGUCUCCUUGCCAAGCACCGCUGUGUGAGGGCCGUUGAGCUUGUGCUUCCGACGGUGCGCCAGAGUACCUUCGUGCUUCUUUUCUGCGAAGCCCUGCGCUCAAACGAGUCGUUGACGUGCCUGCGUCUGAGCCAGUGCGACCUGCGCACUAGGAUCACGGCCUGUGCCAUAUUCGUCAUCUGCCGUCUCCUGUCAACACAGCUGCGGGAGCUGACGCUGGAUUCCCUGCAGCUGAUUGGUGAUGUGUGGGCAUCGUUGGAGGUCCUCAGGGACGGCCUGGCUGCAACCAGCACACUGAAAAUGCUUAAAGUUGUGGACGUCCAUGUUACUGGAACGGGUGCAGGGGCGGCAGGGGGCUCGGCCAGCAUUGCUGCAAUAAUCCUGGAUGGUCUGGCUGGCAACACGAGCGUGUGCAGCCUCGCCAUUGACAGCUGGUUCACCAUGCACGAUAACGAGGAGGCAUUCAAGCGGCUGCUGGCCGAUUCGACGACCCUGUCCGAGCUCAGUGUGACUUGCGCCAGGCGUUGCCACGAGGCGAGCUCUGUCUUCGACGCAUUGGCCGCCAAUUCCAGCGUCACCGAUCUUAUCCUUGAGGACUUCCACAUUGGUCAGCCUGACGGAGAGUCGUUUGCCGAACUGCUUGCCAGGAACAGGACCCUGAAGGAGGUCUCCUUCACGGAUUGCUCAUGGGACAUUUGGGAACGCAAUGAGCAGGGUGAAAAGGUGCGCCUGCCAUGGCACAUAGAAACCCUGGUCGAAGCUCUCAAGUGCACUACAUCACUGCGCUGCCUGGAUGUAGACUGCAACCUGACGCUGCGUGAGGUCCGCCUCCUGCUUGAAGCAGCUCGUGACUGUGCAUCGCUCAAGGAGUUGCACAUUGCCUCGCUGCACCUCACAAACCUGGAACCAUUUUGCCAGGCUCUGGAAGAGACGGGCACGGCCCACAAAGUGAAGGUCAGGAGCUGCACUUCCUCGGCCCAGUACCUGGUUCCCCUGGUAAUCGGUAUGGAGAAAGCACCGCCGCCUGUCGGGCAGCUUCGACUCAACUGUGUGGACAAUAAAUCCUUGCACGACGCGUGCUGGGCCCUGUCCAACGAUUCGAGCCAGCACGUCACCUCUCUGCACCUGCAUAGCACCACGUUGUGUGUGGAAUCCGAUGCAGCGCAGGAGCUUGGUUCCUACUUGGCCUCAACGCAGUGCCUGCGGGAGCUGGACCUGAAGCUCCCCAAGCUGUCCCCCUGGUCAGACUUGGUUGUUGCUGGCCUGGCUCAAAACAACAGCAUCCAGAAACUGAAGAUCAAAGGUAUCUUCACAAGCGCAGAUGUAGGGGUUCUGUGUGAUUGGCUGACCGAGAGCCAGCGUUUGCACAACCUGGAGUUCUGGUCAACCAGUACAAUCGCCGGGCUGCUGGUGGACACACUGGCCGAGUCGCUGGAAGAAAGCUACGCACUGACACGGAUAAAAGUCGUCGAGUGCUGGAAAAACAAGUUGCCGUGGCAACGUGUCAAGAGUCUGGUUAGGCGCAAUGCAGGCCUGGUGCAGUGUGCAGCUGGAUUUGCCUUGGGCUCAGAACUCACACGGGCUGCCCUGGGCUAUGAGCUGGUUGCACCAUGGCACCCGCAGCUCCUAGGAGCAAUCCAAUGCAUGGGAUCCCUGACUCAGGCUGAGGCAGAGAAGCGCAUGAAGAGUGCUGCCAGACGCGUUCACUCCAAGUUCUGGCAGCUUGCUGGCAUCGUGUAUGAAGAACUGGUCUGCCAUGAGUUGCCGCCUGACACGUGUGGCGACGGACCAACACGGCAAUCAGUGCAGCUUGACCAGCUCCCCAGCCGAAUCUUGGAGCACAUCUGCUCCUACCUGAAGGUCAGCGAUGUGUUGGUCACCAAAAGUGCGACAAGACAACAGUAACCAACUGUGUCACCAAAACGGACUGUUGGUGCAAGAUCGCUGGAUAAAGCAAAUGCUGUUUUCACAGGCUCUGCGCCUGUGCUAACUGCUAGAGCUUUUGAUACGUGGAAUUUCCAAGAGUGCCAAACAUUUCUGCAUAAGUGUUAUGUGUAACUUGCACAGUGCAUUUUUCAAGCCAUGUCAAGUGCCUUUCUCCCAACGCUGCUUCUGUGUUCGCUAAAGAUCUGUGUGUACCUGUGUUUGCAGUGUCAGUAGUGGUUGUUA
Messenger RNA from Rhipicephalus sanguineus (brown dog tick), 2665 nucleotides. RefSeq lists its product as uncharacterized. Bases 149 to 2401 code for a protein of 750 amino acids. The record is from RefSeq and is a predicted model, not a curated record. The transcript has 10 exons. Lineage: Eukaryota; Metazoa; Arthropoda; Arachnida; Ixodida; Ixodidae. Gene Ontology annotation, molecular function: protein binding.